AUGAACACAGGAUUUACAGAACGGGGACGGUCUGGCUAUAUAGGCAGUGAGAACCCCCUGCCGUCGCAUGUGCUGCAUGACACCACCCUGCGUGGUGAACAAAAAACCAAAAGUCACCCACGCUCUGUUUUCGUGUCGAUCCCUCUGGAUCCCCUGCGUCGGCGCAUGGGCUCCGGGCUGGCUCUCAUUGGCCCAUAA
This is a messenger RNA of Penicillium salamii, 198 nucleotides long. The record is from the annotation of a GenBank genome assembly. NCBI's taxonomy places the organism in Eukaryota, Fungi, Ascomycota, Eurotiomycetes, Eurotiales, Aspergillaceae.